Saccharomyces paradoxus is the source of this 1269-nucleotide messenger RNA. It is a transcript of the gene MSI1, whose product is annotated as Msi1p. Gene Ontology annotation, cellular component: Rpd3L complex; Rpd3L-Expanded complex; nucleus. Gene Ontology annotation, biological process: regulation of gene expression. The record is from RefSeq and is a predicted model, not a curated record. The transcript has a single exon. Bases 1 to 1269 code for a protein of 422 amino acids. Gene Ontology annotation, molecular function: histone binding. NCBI's taxonomy places the organism in Eukaryota, Fungi, Ascomycota, Saccharomycetes, Saccharomycetales, Saccharomycetaceae.
AUGAAUAAGUGCGUGGAGGACACAACUAAUGAAGCCUCCAAUAUCCCUAUCGAUUUGCAAGAAAGAUACUCGCAUUGGAAGAAAAACACUAAACUACUUUAUGAUUACCUAAACACAAACUCAACGAAGUGGCCGUCCUUAACGUGCCAGUUCUUUCCUGAUUUGGAUACCACUUCGGAUGAGCACCGCAUCUUGUUAUCCUCUUUUACAUCUUCCCAAAAACCUGAGGAUGAGACCAUAUAUAUUAGCAGAAUAUCCACUCUAGGCCAUAUAAAAUGGUCAUCUUUGAAUAAUUUCGAUACGGACGAGAUGGAGUUCAAACCGGAGAACUCAACGAGGUAUCCCUCCAAACAUUUAGUGAACGAUAUCAGUAUUUUCUUUCCAAACGGGGAAUGCAAUAGGGCAAGAUAUUUGCCUCAAAAUCCAGAUAUUAUAGCCGGGGCCUCUUCGGAUGGUGCAAUCUACAUAUUCGAUAGAACGAAACACGGCUCUACUAGGAUAAGACAGUCCAAAAUUUCACAUCCCUUCGAGACCAAACUAUUCGGUUCACACGAUGUUAUCCAAGAUGUGGAGGCGAUGGAUACUUCUUCGGCAGAUAUAAAUGAGGCCACAUCAUUGGCCUGGAACUUACAACAGGAGGCGCUUUUACUAUCUUCUCACUCCAACGGCCAAGUACAAGUUUGGGACAUUAAACAAUAUUCGCACGAAAACCCCAUAAUAGAUUUACCCUUGGCCUCAAUAAACAGCGAUGGAAGCGCGGUGAACGAUGUGACUUGGAUGCCAACACACGAUUCCCUAUUCGCUGCUUGUACUGAGGGGAAUGCCGUUUCACUAUUCGAUCUAAGAACUAAGAAAGAGAAACUAAAGAGUAACUGUAAAAAACACGAUGGCGGUGUGAACUCUUGUAAGUUUAACUAUAAGAACUCUUUAAUCUUAGCAUCUGCCGAUUCAAAAGGCAGGAUAAAUUUAUGGGAUAUUAGAAACAUGAAUGAAAGCCCAAUCACUACCAUGGAGCAUGGUGCUUCCGUUUCGACUUUGGAAUGGAGUCCAAAUUUCGAUACUGUAUUGGCAACAGCUGGUCAAGAGGAUGGGUUAGUUAAGCUAUGGGACACUUCCUGUGAAGAAACUAUGUUUACACAUGGUGGUCACAUGCUCGGUGUGAACGACAUCUCGUGGGACGUCCAUGACCCUUGGUUAAUGUGCAGUGUGGCAAACGAUAACUCAGUUCACAUAUGGAAACCCGCAGAAAAUCUUGUGGGAUAUUCGUGA